Formica exsecta is the source of this 535-nucleotide messenger RNA. RefSeq lists its product as uncharacterized. The transcript has 4 exons. The record is from RefSeq and is a predicted model, not a curated record. Lineage: Eukaryota; Metazoa; Arthropoda; Insecta; Hymenoptera; Formicidae. The coding region runs from base 56 to 493 and encodes 145 amino acids.
AGAAUUUUUAGCUUGCGCUCCAAAUAAUGUCACAAAUGAACAUUUAGAAUUACUUAUGUUAAAAAAAAAUGAAGAUUUUGAUGAAAUAUAUAUCAAAAGACAUAUUAAUAGUUUUCUUUUUAUUAUUGCAAAGCAUGCAAAUCACAAUGAUGUGCUUUCAAAUAUGUUAAGAAAUUUCGAUAAAUUGAAGCCAAGGGGUAUAAAUAGGAUUGCACUAUUUAUUGUUAUUGUUAAUCAUGUGUACUCUAAGGAACAAUUAGACGAGAUCAGAAAAAAUAUGAGAAAUAUCAUUGAGCCAGAAGCAUACAUAAAUCAUAUUAAACGUAUGUACGAGAAAAACAAAACUCCUUUUGGCAGGGCAACUAUUGAAGUAUAUUUUCACGAAUAUAAAAAUCAUGUGAAACAAUGGAUGUUGUAUGCUGAACGCAAACUACAAAUGCGCUUGUCUGAAAUUGAGAGGCAGAUAACUUAUCUUCAUAAUAUUUCACAAUAAAGAAAUAUUAAAUGUGAAUAAUUACAAUUACAGCAAAAAAUU